This is a messenger RNA of Boeremia exigua, 1110 nucleotides long. RefSeq lists its product as uncharacterized. The coding region runs from base 1 to 1110 and encodes 369 amino acids. The transcript has a single exon. Lineage: Eukaryota; Fungi; Ascomycota; Dothideomycetes; Pleosporales; Didymellaceae. The record is from RefSeq and is a predicted model, not a curated record.
AUGGCGUCAGCGGACCGGGCGCGCGUCGCUGCGAGGGGCCCGGCAGCCCAGCAGCCCAGCGGCCAGAGCAGCCAGAGCAGCCAGCCCAGGGCACACGCGCUGCACACGGCCUCUGCAGCUGCUGCGUUGGCUGCGAGCCGCCCGUUCUGCUGCUUGCUUGCUCGACGCUGCAUCACGUGGGGCAGCGGUCCACACCAGCACCACGGCCUAGCCACUCCGCUCCUCGACGAGCCCACACCUCGCAGCCACCGCGCAUCCCACUCCUCACAGCCACCGUAUCCCCCGGGGCCACCCCUCACAGCCACUGCGCACGUGAGCCACCGCCGCCGCCAACCAUGCCGCGCACCGCGCUGGAUCCUCACGCCCCAGUCCAGUAGCCACCAUCAUACCUUCUUCUCCCGUCUCGUGACCAUGCUAAUCGACAACGGUGAGGAGAGACUUCUUUGGAAGUGGUUUCUUCGUCCGGGGCUUCAAAGUCUGGGUCCCUCUAAAACACCUCUGUUCAAGAGGCAACUUCUAACGCACAUGGUACAUGCUGAGACCACCCACAGUCUAAGCCGAGGCCUCUUGCUAUUCAAACGCGCUGUCGCCAGACUCGAAGAAGGCAAAACAUUCGACAAUAAAUAUAAAUCACUGUGGCAUGCUGGGCGGUACCUCUUACAUGCGAUUGUGUCGAGCCCCACUGAGUCGAUCAGCUGCAAUCUCUACCAAUCAUUCCAGCAGUCUGCCAAACUCUGGAACCCUGACAACGAUAUGCAGUCCGUCGAGUCCAUAUUGUGGCUUCACCAUCCGACCAGGGCGUCCGCCACGCCAGGACUGCAGUUCAUCCAAGACCGCGCUGGUGCUGUAAUCUUUGCGAACGCCCCGGUAGGUCAGCGACGCUUCAUUGUGCAACUUGCCUUGGGCGUUGCACACCAGCUGCUUGCAGAAGAGCGGUACGCAGAUGCCCAGGCAGUAAUGUCGUUUACCAAGCUGCACUUCCCCGAUCUUGUCUUGCCAGACCUGCCUACUGCACCCACAGCAGUCGUUGACCGCCGGAGCUGGAUUGAAAGGGCACGAAUAGAGGAAGAGAAGAUCAUCGAGCUGCUAGACAGUCUUGUGCCGGCGUAA